AUGCCGAGGUCGUUCUUGGUGAAGAGCAAGCGCGCUCACAGCUAUCACCAGCCCAGGUCCUUGGAGGAUGACUACAGUGGACUCGAUGCUGUUUUAACUCAUAUGUGUGCAGAAAGCCAAGCUCCAGAGGAUUUGAGAUGCCGCUCGGGGGCCCUGGCCGCCAAUGCUCGCGGCAGGAUUUCCCCGGAGUCCCCUAUGGGAGACACCGCUGACCUCUCCUCCAAGUCACCACCCAGCUGCGAGGGCAGCGUAUGCGGCCGGUCCUCGGACUAUGAAGACUUCUGGAGGCCUCCGUCACCCUCUGCGUCACCAGAUUCGGAAAAGUCUUUCACACCCUCCGUGGAUGAAACCCACCACCCCGCCAUCCCCUUCCGACCGUAUGCGUGGAGUAAUUAUUCGGGAUCCGAGCUCAGGAAUCUCGUCCAGCAGCAGUAUCACCACCACCCGAUAACCCUGGAUCGCAGUCCAUCGCUGGGCAUCUACGGGGACAGAGGUACCGACGCUUCUCUCUUGACCGAGCGGGGCUCGGUGGCGGGACUUUACAGCGAUUACUGUUCGGCAAGCGGUCUCUUCGAGAGGAGCAACGCCUCCGGGCUGUACUCGGACCACAGCCUGCACAGCAAGGUCCCAGAAAUCAAGGCUGAGUCAGACCUGCUCUGCACCCGCCUCUUGCUGAACGGAUCCUACAAGUGCAUCAAGUGCAGUAAGGUGUUCUCCACGCCGCACGGUCUGGAGGUGCACGUUCGCAGGUCUCACAGCGGGACCAGACCCUUCGCGUGCGAAAUGUGUGGGAAAACCUUCGGGCACGCGGUCAGCCUGGAGCAGCAUAAAGCCGUUCACUCUCAGGAAAGGAGCUUUGACUGCAAAAUCUGUGGUAAAACAUUUAAAAGGUCGUCCACCCUGUCCACCCAUCUGCUGAUCCACUCUGACACCCGUCCUUACCCCUGUCAGUACUGCGGUAAAAGGUUUCACCAGAAGUCCGACAUGAAGAAACACACCUUCAUUCAUACAGGCGAGAAGCCGCAUAAAUGCCAGGUGUGCGGGAAAGCCUUCAGUCAGAGCUCCAAUCUCAUAACUCACAGCCGGAAGCACACGGGCUUCAAACCGUUCGGAUGCGACCUCUGCGGCAAGGGGUUCCAGCGGAAAGUGGACUUAAGGAGACACAAAGAAACACAGCACGGACUGAAAUGAAGAAACAAUGCCAAGCGCGUGCGCGUGAAACAGUGGCGAUAACGCAUGACUUGUAGUCACACCAAACAAUUAAAAAAAACUGUGCAGGUCUCACGGGCCAGAU
Molecule: messenger RNA, 1294 nt
Organism: Megalops cyprinoides (Indo-Pacific tarpon)
Lineage: Eukaryota; Metazoa; Chordata; Actinopteri; Elopiformes; Megalopidae
Gene: gfi1aa
Product: growth factor independent 1A transcription repressor a
Exons: 6
Coding region: 1-1191 (396 amino acids)
Biological process (GO): regulation of transcription by RNA polymerase II
Cellular component (GO): nucleus
Molecular function (GO): DNA-binding transcription factor activity, RNA polymerase II-specific; RNA polymerase II cis-regulatory region sequence-specific DNA binding
Source: RefSeq, a predicted model, not a curated record